UAGGCAGGCAGGUGAGCCCGGGCAAUGCCGGGUGCGCUGCGCUGUUAGUCAGUUAGCCGGAGAGCUGCCAGGGCAGGCGAAUCAGUAGAAGCAAAAAAAAAAAAAAAAAACCGGCACCAGUAUAAGCUGCUAUAGAAGACUGGAGGAGCUCUGCUGUACUGGAUCAAAAUAUAUGCACACACACACAUAUAUAUAUAUUACGGGUGUCGCGUCAUUCAGUUGAGUUGACACACACGUUGUAUUUAUUUACUCAAGAUUUGGCUACUCCAAAUCAUUGUGCUCCGAGAGGUUUCUGCACGGUACAGUUCUGGGUGUGUGUAAUCCGUAUGUGGCAGCAGCAGGUGGCAUUGAGUGAGUGGUUGACUCUUAAAAUGUACCGGUCGUGGGCUUGAAGACACCAAUGUGCUGCCCUGGAGAGGAGUCGCGGGUGACAGAUCGCAGAGCGAGCAGAGGGAGGACUGGGAGCGGUAAUGCUUAGAUGAGGCCAGUGAGAGCAGCAGCAGCAGCUUCCCACACCGCCUGCCUGCCUGUCGGAGGAGCAGAGCCACUCACACUGUGAAACACAGAGGAACUGCACCUCUUAGCCAUGCUGAGCCUGAAGCUUCCCCGGCUCUUCACUAUCAAUCAGGUGCCAAAAGUGUAUCAUGAAGACAGCAUUAUCUUUGGGUAUCGUCACCCAAGGAGCUCAGCCAAAGACUGCAUCAUCAGUGUCUUCCAGCUGACCAAUGAAACACUGAAUAUCUGGACACACUUCCUGCCUACCUGGUACUUCCUGUGGAAUCUGCUGGCCGUGUUGUACACGCUGGACGUGUGGAACGAUGCCUUCUCCUGGCCGCUGAUUGUGUUCCUGGUCUCCUGCUGCAUCUACCCCUUCACCUCCAGCUGUGCGCACACCUUCAGCACCAUGUCUCCUCGAGCCAGGCACGUCUGCUUCUUCUUCGACUACGGAGCGCUCAGCCUCUACAGUUUAGGUUCUGCCAUUUCCUACUCUGCGUACGUUAUCCCAGAUCAAUGGAUAAACAGCACCUUCCACCGUUGCUACGUGCCGAUCGCAGUGUUUAACACCAUCGUUUGCACCGGACUCGCCUGCUUCUCCAGGCUUGGUAUACCUUUUGUCCAUUAUAACCAUGACGUCAUAGAAAGGUUUCCAGAACUGGAAAGACCAAAGCUGAGUAAAGCCCUUCGCACACUGGCCUUCGCAUACCCCUACAUGUUCGACAACAUUCCGUUGUUCUACAGGAUAUUCCUGUGCUCCGGAGAGGGCUGCACUGACAACGAGACGAACGCCCUGCACUACAGACACACAGCCCUCGCCUUCCUCACCUGCUUCCUCUUCACAACGCAUCUCCCUGAGAGACUCGCGCCCGGGAGUUUCGACUUCUUCGGGCACAGUCACCAGCUUUUCCAUGUCUGUGCAGUUAUUGGCACGCAUUUCCAGAUGAAGGCGAUAAUGAUGGACAAGACGCUACGACGUGGCUGGCUCAUGAGUCACGCUCCCGCCACCACUUUCACAGGCACUAUAGCUGCUGUUCUAGCCUGUGUCACAUUCAACCUCUGCAUGAUCCUCGCGUUCUCCUUGGCCGCAUGCUGGAAACCAGACUCCUCCAAGAAACUGAGACAAGAAUAUGCCACUACCACACUAUAUAAUCAGAAAGCUUUAUGAAUGUCUCUUCCAAGAAAGGGACACACAGCAUUUGCACUGCAGGCUCAGUUGCGCUAAGGUGCAUCGUUGGAUUAAGCGCACAUUAGAGCAAGCACAUGUUUGCAUUUUUGAUACUGGACAGUAUCUGCCCAAAUGGCUUUGUGCCUUACUAGGUCAAUUGUUUGUGUUUUUUGUAUUUAACUGUUAGGAAAGUGUUUUAUAUUGGACAAUCACAAUCAAGGGAUUUAUUGAGGUUGUUCUGCUAACCCCCCCUCCCGUCCCGCCCCAACCCAACCCAAAUACACUAGAUCUUUUUAAACUAUUUCUAAAGAUCAUUUUCUAUUACAUAAACUUGUAUAGUGUCAAGAAAAAAAAAACAGAGUGUUAGCUCGAUCCUUUGAUUAAACCUUCCUCAACUUUAUCAAUCACUUUUGAUGUGGUUAAGAGAUUUAAAUAAAACAUGUGCAGUACCUUCUUAUACUGUAUGUAAGUGGCAGAAUGUGAACAUCGCACACCCACAGUUACAAGUGAGGAUUCUAUUAAUGCCCUUUGCUCCCGAAUCCGUUUUAAUUCUAUUUUCUUACAGAACGUGUUUUAAAAUGUCUCUUGAUAUAAUAAACGACAAACCAAAAUAUGAAUACUAGUGUCUGGUUGUUUAUCGGCAGCCACAAAAGGAAUAUGGAACUAUGCCUUCAAUUUAUAAUUACUGACACAUGCGAGGACUUCACUUUUGUACACUCUAAAUAUGAUGGGGUUCAAUUGUAAGUUUAAAAUAUUUUGAACUGUCUAAGACUUGCACUAUUGAAGUUUUAAAAACAGCAAGAGGGACCACGAAAUAUCUACCCCAGGUGUUGCUUAAGCACUUUGAACCCCUUUCAUAUUAAGAACAUUUGAAAGGGGGAAAAAAACAAUAAAAAUAACUGCAUUGUGCAAUCAAAAGAAAAUUCAGAUUCCAUGCAAAUACAUCAACUUUUUAAAACGCUGUUCAUAUUUUAAGUAAUAAAGUAAGUAAAAGCACCUUGGUUUAGGUCCUUGGGAUGCUCUUUGAUCAAGGUGUUGCGCUGCUCAUAGACAUGCGUCUUUUGUAACAGGUAUACAGGUGGGCUACUCUUCUAUAUUUUCGUUUAUGGUGCCAUUCUAUAUAGUGACACUUUGUUUAAAGUGGCCACUUCGGUACAAAGGCCAGCCUGCAAUUGAGGCUAUAUAUUAAGGUCACAUAUUGCUGGUCCUGUGACUGGCCUUAAUACAGAGGUUUUAGUGUACAUGGAUUCCGAUUCUUUGUGGUUUUGGUGAGGAGCUGCUUUAUUAAAAACUGAGUGCAUAUUUAUCAUGCUGUAACAGAACAGUGAAAAAUAAAUGUUAUCUACAGUGCCAAGCGCAUGGAAUUCAUAACCAAUCACGUGCCUUUUUAAGACAAACAAACUAAAACCUGUUUGAUUUUUGUCUUAAAAACUGUUUCUGAUAAGAUAUGUUACAUUUCUUUUAUACUUUAUAACUGGAAAUUGUUCUGAAUUGUCAACAAUAAUAAAUGAAGAUAUCUGUGCCUCAA
Molecule: messenger RNA, 3191 nt
Organism: Acipenser ruthenus (sterlet)
Lineage: Eukaryota; Metazoa; Chordata; Actinopteri; Acipenseriformes; Acipenseridae
Product: membrane progestin receptor gamma-B-like
Exons: 10
Coding region: 587-1663 (358 amino acids)
Cellular component (GO): membrane
Molecular function (GO): signaling receptor activity
Source: RefSeq, a predicted model, not a curated record